GCUGCUUCCCGACUUCAGACUUCGACAACUCCACAGCAUCACGCUCGCCUCUCGGCCACUCCAAUAGUCCAAUGGCGUGCUCGCUCCUCCCGCUCCACGCCCCCCUCUCCUCUUCGCCUGGUCUCCUCGCCUCCCGCCCCGCGUCCAGAGCCCUCCCUCUGUGCCCCCGCGGGCCUAGGGUUCCGCGCAACCGUCCCCCGCCCCCGCCGCGAGCGCUCCCGGACAUUGCCGCGGGGGCUGCGUCGGGAAUUCGGGACGCGCUCGCGGACGCCUUCCUGGCGUCGCCGCCGACGUGGCGGUCCGCCGCGGCCAGCAACCUCGCCGUAUUCGUCGCCGGAUCGCCGGUGCUCCUCUCCGGCCUCUCCGCCUCGGGCGUCGCUGCCUCAUACCUCCUCGGCACCCUGACGUGGCGCGCGUUUGGUCCCCCGGGGUUCCUCCUCGUCGUCGCCUACUUUGUCGUGGGUACAGCAGUAACUAAGCUGAAGAUAAAACAGAAGGAAGCUCAAGGAGUGGCUGAGAAAAGAGGAGGAAGGAGAGGGCCUGGAAGUGUUAUUGGUUCUAGCGCUGCCGGUUGUGUUUGUGCUCUACUUUCAAUAUAUCAUGUAGGUGGUGCAACAUUCUCUGAGCUCUGGAGACUUGGCUUUGUUGCCAGUUUCUGUACUAAACUAAGUGAUACAGUUUCCAGUGAAAUAGGGAAGGCUUUUGGAAGAACGACAUACCUGGUGACAACAUUUAAGGUUGUUCCUAGAGGUACAGAAGGUGCAAUCAGUAUUGAGGGUACACUUGCUGGAAUUCUAGGAUCUGUGUUUCUUGCAAGUGUUGGUUAUCUUCUUGGGCAGGUGAAUAUAUCACAAGUUGCAGUAUGCCUUCUUGCGUCCCAGAUUGCAAAUUAUGGUGAGAGUUAUAUUGGGGCGACAUUACAAGAUAAGGAAGGUUUUGAAUGGCUGAAUAACGAUAUUGUCAAUGUAAUGAAUAUCUCCAUUGGUGCCAUAUUGGCUGUUCUAAUCCAGCAGUUGGUCGUGAAUUGGAGCUCUUGAUUUUUUCCAUUUGACUUCAGCUGUGCGCUGCUUUUGUAACUUAUACUUUAGUAGUAGCUACUAUAUUUUGCCCAUCUGAAAUGUAACCGUAGAUUCACAUUUGGGCCAUUCCAACUUUCUCUAGGUUCUAUUCUUUGUUAGUAGUUAUGCCUACUGUGAAAAUGCAAAAGUGUCUUUCCUUCAGGUA
Molecule: messenger RNA, 1224 nt
Organism: Setaria italica (foxtail millet)
Lineage: Eukaryota; Viridiplantae; Streptophyta; Magnoliopsida; Poales; Poaceae
Product: protein VTE6, chloroplastic
Exons: 5
Coding region: 72-1037 (321 amino acids)
Cellular component (GO): chloroplast inner membrane
Source: RefSeq, a predicted model, not a curated record